Molecule: messenger RNA, 1781 nt
Organism: Oryzias melastigma (Indian medaka)
Lineage: Eukaryota; Metazoa; Chordata; Actinopteri; Beloniformes; Adrianichthyidae
Gene: apmap
Product: adipocyte plasma membrane associated protein
Exons: 9
Coding region: 231-1478 (415 amino acids)
Biological process (GO): biosynthetic process
Molecular function (GO): strictosidine synthase activity
Source: RefSeq, a predicted model, not a curated record
UAGCUCCGCCCCUGAACGCUCGCUCUGUUUCUGAGCAGUGCUGCACUGCGCAGCCGCAGUUCUGCUCCGCGCCUCCAGGGGGCGACAAGCCACCGCGACCACCACAGAGGAGAGGAAGAGGAGGAGAAGAUGGGGGCUGGAGGUCCUUCGUCUGACAGGAUCUGAACCUAUACGCGCACGCGCCAGCCAGCGGACACACCAGAACCGGGCCCGGUGUCUGUGCUGGAAGCAUGAACGAGUCGGGGGGGCUGCGCCUCCGGAGGCUGCCGCGGCCGCAGGUCAUCACCGACGAGCUUCCGGAGCGGCGCCUCAAAAGCUCCGGCACCUACAGUGGGCGGGUCUUCCAGGUGACCCUGCUGUCUCUGGGCGGCUUCAUUCUUCUUCCUCUGCUGGUCGUCGUCUUCAUCCUGGAGUCUCCCAUCAACCCCGAAGCCUUCAGUCUGAGAGAACCGCCGCUCAUGAAGGGCUGCUGGGAGCCCAACCUGAAGCUCCGAGAGUCCCAGAGGCUUUUCGAGGACCAGAUCCUCGGACCAGAGUCCAUCACCAACAUCGGGGAUGUCCUCUACACCGGAACAGCUGACGGGCAGAUACUGAAGCUGGUCGGUCGGAGGAUCCUGACCGUCACGCGGCUCGGAAAACCUCCAUGUGGCUCCGGAGAGGACGAACCGGUCUGUGGAAGACCUCUGGGGAUCCGAGUGGGACCAAACGGGACUCUGUUUGUGGCUGACGCGUACCUGGGCCUGUUUGAGGUCAACCCCAACACAGGGGAGAAGACCCGCCUGGUGGCCGGCGGCGAGGUGGUCGGCGGCAGGAAGCUGUCGUUCAUCAACGACGUGACGGUGACGCGCGACGGGAAGAAGGUGUACUUCACAGACUCCAGCAGCAGGUGGCAGCGCAGGAACUACAUGCAGCUCAUCAUGGAGGCCACGGCUGACGGCCGAGUUCUGGAGUUCGAUACCGAAACCAAAGAGCUGACCGUCAUCAUGGACAACCUGCGCUUCCCGAACGGCAUCCACCUGCUGCCGGACGAGGAGUCGGUUCUGGUGGCGGAGACCACCAUGGCCCGGAUCCGCAGGGUGCACGUGGCCGGUCUGAACAAAGGCGGCAUGGACACCUUCAUGGAGAACCUGCCCGGUUUCCCCGACAACAUCCGGCCCAGCUCCUCGGGGGGGUACUGGGUGGCCAUGUCGGCCGUCAGGGCCAACCCGGGCUUCUCCAUGCUGGACUUCCUGUCCCAGCGGCCCUGGAUCAAGAAGCUGCUCUUCAAGCUCUUCAGCCAGGACGUUCUGGUGAAGUUCGUCCCUCGCUACAGUUUGGUGGCGGAGCUCCAUGACGGCGGCGUGUGCACGCGCAGCUUCCACGACCCCAACGGCCUGGUGGUGGCGUACGUCAGCGAGGUCCAUGAGCACGCCGGCAGCCUGUACCUGGGCUCCUUCCGCUCGCCGUACAUCGCCAGACUCGACCUGGGGGCGGCGUGAGACGUCGGCGCCCGAGCGGCGCCCGAGCGGCGCUCAACAAACUAACAAACUGUCUUUUAAAGUCGCUGAUCACUGUUCCGGGGCGCGUCCGGUCUCCGUGGUAACCCUGCUGACUGCAACAUUUGAUUGAAAUAAUUUUAUGUUUUAAGAAGCCGUUCUGCCCUCUAGUGGUCGUCACUGCAGCUGCAGGGCUCGCCGCCUGAAGAGGGUCAGCCGCUCCUGCAGCGCUUUGACCUUUGACCUGCAUGAGAAGAUUGACUGAACUGUGACUGAUUUUAAAUAAAGGUUUGAGAAACAGAGAAA